Molecule: messenger RNA, 639 nt
Organism: Euleptes europaea (tarantolino)
Lineage: Eukaryota; Metazoa; Chordata; Lepidosauria; Squamata; Sphaerodactylidae
Gene: NT5C
Product: 5', 3'-nucleotidase, cytosolic
Exons: 5
Coding region: 1-606 (201 amino acids)
Biological process (GO): pyrimidine deoxyribonucleotide catabolic process
Molecular function (GO): 5'-nucleotidase activity
Source: RefSeq, a predicted model, not a curated record
AUGGCCGGCGUCGCUGCUCCUCCGCUCCGGGUGCUGGUGGAUCUGGACGGGGUCCUGGCCGACUUCGAGGGCGGGCUGCGGAGGGGCUUUCUCGCUUCCUACCCUGGGGAUCCCCACGUGGAACUGGCGGAGCGGAGGGGCUUCUCCGCCCGGGAGCAGUACCGCUGCCUGCGGGAGGACCUGGGGGAUAAGGCAGCCAAUGUGUACGAGUCCCCGGGCUUCUUUCUGAGCUUGGAUCCUAUUCCAGGAGCUAUUGAAGCAAUGCAAGAAAUGAUCCAAAUGCCAAACACUGAAGUUUUUAUUUGCACAAGCCCUCUACGGAAAUAUCAGUACUGCAUCCCAGAGAAGUACAGCUGGACUGAAAAGCACUUGGGUCCCAGAUUUGUGGAACGAAUAAUCCUGACCAGAGAUAAGACAGUUGUGUCGGCUGAUUUGCUGUUUGAUGACAAGGAUGUGGUUACAGGGGUGGAGCCGAAUCCAAGCUGGGAACACAUCUUGUUCUCUUGUUGUCAUAAUAAGCAUCUAAAGCUGCAGCCUCCACGAAGGCGACUGGAGUCUUGGACCGAUGACUGGAGGGCGAUACUGGAGAGCAAACGCUCCAAGUGAUGUCUAAAAGAGUGGGGCACACACUUCACCUGG